Messenger RNA from Lontra canadensis (Northern American river otter), 1085 nucleotides. RefSeq names its product cystatin E/M (gene CST6). The transcript is spliced from 4 exons. Gene Ontology annotation, cellular component: extracellular exosome. Gene Ontology annotation, molecular function: cysteine-type endopeptidase inhibitor activity. Bases 475 to 981 code for a protein of 168 amino acids. NCBI's taxonomy places the organism in Eukaryota, Metazoa, Chordata, Mammalia, Carnivora, Mustelidae. The record is from RefSeq and is a predicted model, not a curated record.
GUGCCCUGUGACCAGUAGGAGUGCCAACCCUGAGCUCAUACCUGGCCUAGGCCUCCUUCUAGAAGUCAUAGGGGUCCAGGUAGCAUGGAGUCCAGACUCUUCUCCAGAUGAGACCCACAGCCCUGGGAAUAUCCUCUUAGGGCACUCCUGCCCCCAGGGAGCCUCCCCCUACACAGCCUACCUCAUAUCCCCACGGAGAGGUCCAGGACUCACACACUAGGAGGCUGAAACACGGAUGCCGCCAGGCUCCACCACUGACACAUUCCCUUUGGCCCCCCAACCCCCUAGUAAAACAGCUUCUGCCGAGCAGUUAUGAGGACGAGCAAGCGUGUGGAGGCCCUGGUGCAAGGCCUGGCACAUGGAAGCAUGAUUUCCCUUCCCUAUCCCUCUUUGCCCAUACUAGCUGUGUGACCUUAGACAAGUGACCUGACCUCUCUGAUUAACGUCCUGGAGGCUUACUGCCAAAGAGUGCUUAUGAGAGGCCAGUGGGUGAAAGGUCUUUGGAGGCUGUUAGGUUGUGGUACAGCCUGUGGUACUCAUGUGCACGGGGGCAGAGGGGCGAGUGAGCUAGGGACCCAUUGGCCCUUAGUGAAUCAGACCAGACCUUGGCUAGUUUUCCAGGGAGCUGUUGGAGGUGGCCGCAGGGACCUGUCUCCCAGCGACCCGCAGGUGCAGAAGGCGGCGCAGGCGGCGGUGGCCAGCUACAACAUGGGCAGCAACAGCCUCUACUACUUCCGGGACACCAACAUCCUCAAGGCACAGAGCCAGUUGGUGGCCGGCAUCAAGUACUACCUGACUGUUGAGAUGGGGAGCACAGCCUGUCGCAAGAACAUGGCCACCGGAGACGGCGUGGAUAUCGCCACCUGCCCCUUUGCCACAGGAGUGCAGGAGGAGAAGCUGCGCUGUGACUUCGAGAUCCUAGUGGUCCCCUGGCAGAAUUCCUCCCAGCUUCUGAAGCACAACUGCGUGACCAUAUCAUAGACCCCUUGGGGCAUGGGGGCGGGGGGCGGCGGGGCACGGGCGGGAAGGCACUUCAGGUCCAGGGACGUACCUGUCACAAUAAAUUGCCAGCACUGCUUCUUGCA